Messenger RNA from Cebus imitator (Panamanian white-faced capuchin), 1229 nucleotides. Its product is annotated as complex I assembly factor ACAD9, mitochondrial-like. The record is from RefSeq and is a predicted model, not a curated record. Gene Ontology annotation, molecular function: acyl-CoA dehydrogenase activity. The transcript has 2 exons. Lineage: Eukaryota; Metazoa; Chordata; Mammalia; Primates; Cebidae.
AUGAAUUUGCUGUUGGCAGGUUGGCCUGAGAAUCCCGGAGGCAGCUUCAGACAUUGUGGGGAGUCAGACCCACCCUCUCAGUCUGCAGCUGUGGCAGUCAGAGUGGUAGGACUGCAAAAUGUCCUUGGAGAGGUAGGAGGUGGGUUUAAGGUGGCCAUGGACAUCCUCAACAGUGGCCGGUUCAGUAUGGGCAGCACUGUGGCUGGGAUGCUCAAGAGAUUGAUUGAAAUGACUGCUAAGUACGCCUGCACAAGGAAACAGUUUAACAAGAGACUCAGCGAAUUUGGAUUGAUUCAGGAGAAGUUUGCACUUAUGGCUCAGAAGGCUUAUGCCAUGGAGAGUAUGACCUACCUCAUGGCAGGGAUGCUAGACCAACCAGGCUUUCCGGACUGCUCCAUCGAGGUGGCCAUGGUGAAGGUGUUCAGCUCUGAGGCUACUUGGCAGUGUGUGAAUGAGGCACUGCAGAUCUUCGGGGGCUUGGGCUCCAUGAGGGACUAUCCAUACAAGCGCAUACUGUGUGACACCCGCAUCCUCCUCAUCUUCAAGGGAACCAACGAGAUUCUCCGGAUGUACAUCGCCCUGACGGGUCUGCAGUAUGCUGGCCGCAUCAUAACCACCAGGAUCCAUGAGCUUAAACGGGCCACUGUGAGCAUAGUCAUGGAGAGUGUUGGCCGGAGGCUUUGAGACUUCAUGGGCAGAGCGGUGGACAUGGAGCUGACAGGCAAACUUGGAGUCGUGCACCCCAGUCUUGAGGAUAGUGCCAACAAGUUAGAGGAGAACACCUACUACUUUAGCUGGACCGUGGAGACGCUGCUGCUCCGCUUUGGCAAGACCAUCGGGGAGGAGCAGCUGGUGCUGAAGCGGGUGGCCAACAUUCUCAUCAACCUGUAUGGCAUGACGGCUGUGCUGUCGCAGGCCAGCCUCUCCAUCUGCAUCGGGCUCUGUAAGCAUGACCACGAGGUUCUCUUGGCCAGCACCUUCUGUGCAGAAGCUUACUUCCAGAAUCUCUUCAGCCUCUCUCAGCUGGACAAGUAUGCUCCAGAAAACCUAGAUGAGCAGAUUAAGAAGAUGUCCCGGCAGAUCCUUGAGAAACGAACCUACAUCUGUGCCCACCCUCUGGACAGGACAUACUGAGGCAGGGAAUAGUGUCCCCUGCCACCGCCUGCCCCCAGCUAUGGCCCGUUGCUGGAUGACUGUCACUACUUUUUCAGAAGGUGGAGAACUUGGGC